AUGCAUGGACAAGGAACAUAUUUGGAGAACUACUUGGAGAGUAUCUCAACAGUGCCGCUUGAGCUUACACGUAAUCUAGCGUUGAUAAAAGAGUUGGACUACCGUUCAAAUGAUGUUGUUGAUAGAGUUGAGACAUUGACAACACAGUUGUUGAGUAAUACAACUGCAUCUAGAAAGGCUGCUCUGGACUUCCUCUCUGAGAAGGGCACCAAACAAUACAAGAGCGAUAUGAAGACUGUUAUGGAGUAUGCCGAUGAGAAGGUCGAGUUAUCAAACCAACUAUAUGAGCUGAUCGAUAGACAUAUUAGAAAGUUGGACAAUGAUCUUAAGAAGUUUGAAGCAGAGAUUGAAGAGGAGGAUGAGAAGAAGAAGCAGAGAAAGGGCGCGCCACAACCUGUAGAGGCACCACGAAAAGGCAAGGCCAACGUGCCAGCGCCAAACAGUCAACAUGUCUCAUUAUUUGGAAGAAAGAAAUCAAUAUCAGAGUCUACAGUUUCCACACAGGAUACCAAGAUGGCAUCAAUCACUGGAAGUGGAUCAACUGCUGAUCUAGACUUGGCCAUUGACCCAAACGAACCAACAUACUGUGUCUGUGGCCGAGUGUCAUUUGGUGAAAUGAUUGAAUGUGAGAACUCUGGUUGUAAGAUUGAAUGGUUCCACUUUGAAUGCGUUGGACUGUCCAAUCCACCAAAGGGCAAGUGGUACUGUCCAGACUGCGUCAAGAAGAAGAAUAUAAAGUAA
This is a messenger RNA of Acytostelium subglobosum LB1, 741 nucleotides long. RefSeq lists its product as hypothetical. Gene Ontology annotation, biological process: regulation of DNA-templated transcription. The record is from RefSeq and is a predicted model, not a curated record. Bases 1 to 741 code for a protein of 246 amino acids. The transcript has 6 exons. Lineage: Eukaryota; Evosea; Eumycetozoa; Acytosteliales; Acytosteliaceae.